AACAACUUUCUUUGGCUCAGGUUCUUGAAGCUGGAACUUGGAAGGCUGGACGUGAAAUUGCAGCAUCUUUGCGCCCUAUCACUCGUGGACCACCAAUCGCCAUUAAAUCUGAUGGAACAGUUUUUUAA
Molecule: messenger RNA, 128 nt
Organism: Racocetra fulgida
Lineage: Eukaryota; Fungi; Glomeromycota; Glomeromycetes; Diversisporales; Gigasporaceae
Source: the annotation of a GenBank genome assembly